UAACCCUCUACUGCAUUAUUACAUUAUAUUCUAUUAUUUAGCUGCUCAACUUUCACUAUUUCAAAUAGGUAAAAUAAGAAUGUGCAUAUUUUUAGUACUUACCAGUAUCAUUUUAUUCAUUAAUGUAUAGUAAAGAAAAUAAACUACAGUUUUCCUUUCAAAAACUGUGAGCUGACCUUGAGAAUUUUGUGUCUCUAGAAAGUCUCUUAGCAACAGCAGGAAGCCCAGAAUGCUGAGAGAGAGAGAGAGAGAGAGAGAGAGAGAGAGAGAGAUGCACAGCUGUCUGCAAACAGGUUCCUAUGAAAACGUGACCUCUAAGUAGAAGCCAUUUCAUCAAACAUUACAGACUCACAGUCUCAAAUAUACUUGUGAAUACAGUGCAGUGAUGUUUCCUGUGUCUUCAUUAAGCAGCAAAGCUUCUAGUAGUACCUCUCUACUGUCCUUGCAUAGCCCAUUGGAAGAGACAGAUUCAGAAGGUCCAGAGAACCAAAAACAGUGUACCAUGGUGUCCUCCCUUCCUUUGCCCUGUUGGGCAACGCAGGCUCUCUGUGAUUUAGCAGUUAGCGAGACAGAGCUCAGGAGGCUUCGAGAGCGGCAGGCAGUAGAGGCUGAGGUAGUGAGCCGGGGGGUAGAACGUGCUCUGAUGGGAGCACAACGGGAGGAACGUCGCCUGCUUGAGAGAGUGGAACAGGAUCAUCGAGAUCUACAGCGUAGACUGGAGCAGUUGCAAAGGGACAAUGCAGCAGCUAUUCGAGUCGGGCAAACACUUAUAAAUCAACGCCUACGCAAAAUCUGUCAAUUACGAGAUCAAAUAAAAAAUUCCAAUGAAAAAAAUGCAAGUGGAGACAAGGGUAGGGCUGAAGUGGUCCUGAAGCAUGAUUUACUUCUCAAGAAUGUAGCAGAUCUUCUCCAGCCAUGGGAGAUUUCACUUGCUCUCAAACGUGUUUCUUUCAAGCCCAGUGCUCUACCAAAUGCUGUCACAUUCGGGGAGAUUAAAGUACAGGACCAUGUUGUUAAUUACCCUGUUGCUGCCUGUGGGAUACAAGGACAGCUGUGUUCCCUUCAUGCCUCCAGAGGUCAAUGUGAUAAAUGGGCGGAGCCAGAAAAAGGAGGUAGGAGCAUGCCUGAUGGAGCAGGGUCUGUACAUAACCAAGUUCUUUCAUCAAAUAUUUGUGGGAGCCAAAGAGCUGUACGAAAAAUCAAACUGUCAGCCCAAGGUGAUGAAGAAUCUAGUGAAGAUGCAAAACCACUGUCGCUACAUUUGGGCCAAUUGCACUCAAAGCUGGUCCCUAGUGAGCAUGAAUCAUCACUGGAGGAAAAGUGUGAAUCACCCACAUCCGAAUCCAAAGGAGAUGAGUUUUUCCUGGCUGUACCAGCAUUGCUUAGUAACAUGCAGUCAGAAGGGGAAGAAUAUGUGUAUCAGCAAAAUGUAUCAAUUCAACCUUUUGCUCUAGAAGCAGCAAGGAAGCAGGUGGAAUCUCCAUCCAUAGAAAGAGACCAUCAGCAACAGAAAGGUCCAUUUUUAUUUCAUUUUGAUUAUGAGGGCCCAAAGACUGAUAGGCAGCAACAUAACUCCUUUAAGGGAAGAUCUCAAAAUAACUAUUGCUCAAUGCCAUGCUCCAAGACCCAUAGAGAUCCCAACUCUAUCCACAGCUGCCAGGAUCUGCUAUCUCACACUAAUACAUCCUUAAGUGACCAUGGAUAUAAUCGUGCAUCUUCUCCUGCUGACAGUGUUGAUUCUGCAUAUACAUUCAUUGUCAGCUCCCCUAGAAACCAUAGCACUCCAAAUCAUCGACUCUCUAGAUCCAGUGGUGAGCUUUCUUGUACACUCAUCAAUGGAAAAGAGCAAUCAAGCAAAUGGAUGGUCAGUAGGCACCAGCAGUCCUCUGCAUCACGGAGUAAAUCCUCCCCCAGUCAUGGAAAAUAUUCACAAAAAGAGAACCCUCAGUAUAAAAGCCGUUCUUAUGGAGUUUCACGUUCACUGUCUAUGUCAGUCAUUGAUGGGUCCUCCAAUAAUAUGUUAAACCAGCACUUAAUCGCUGGGCAAAAACAAAUGGAUGGGGAGAAGCUCUGGGGAGAGAGAAGUGAACCAGUCUUACUGGAAUUUGAAGAGGAUGCUCAAAAAUUGCCAACAGAGGAAAUGCGUCUUGUUCGCCAAUUUGGUAAACAGGGAUCAGGACGUUCAGAUCUUACUCUGCCAAGUGGUGUCCAUGCUACACCGCAGGGUCAACUUUUCUUGGUGGAUUGUGGGAAUGCUCGUGUUCAGGUAAUUGAUCAGUAUGGCAAUGUUUUUCAACAAGUGACUUCCCCAGGUAACUACCAUGGAGGCUCUUCAAAAUCCUGCCGCAAUUACUUUGACGUGGCUGUUAAUUCCAAAGGACUCAUUGCCUUGAGCUGUGCUGCUGAACGAGCCCUCCUUAUUUUCAACCGACAUGGACGCCUCCUCCAAACCUUUGGAGGGGGGCCUUAUAUUGCGGGGGUGCCACGAGAUGAGCUCGAAGCACCGAGGGGAGUGACAGUGACACAAAAGGAUGAGUUCCUUGUUGCAGAUAUUCGUAAAGGCACAUUAACUUCCCUUAGACUUGAGCCAAAAACUGGCUCAAGGCUGGAGCGAACAGUAGUAACUGGAUUCCACAGACCUUACUUAGUAACAGCGUGUCUACACACUGGUCUUGUUGCAGUGUCUGAACGGGGCAGUGAGACUGAUCAAGAACCCUGUGUGAAGGUUCUGGGACCUGAUUGGAAUAUUCUACGCAUUUUGGGAGUUUGUUCUAGCAUGGGACCUGUCCUCACCAGCCCUUGGGGACUUUGUAUUGACCGCGAUGGAGCAGUGCUAGUAGCAGAUUGGGCGGAGCAGCAUCGUGUGGUGCUAUACCCCCCUGUUGGGAUAGGCAGAAAAAUGGUAACUGAGGGACUUAGCAGCCCCCGAGGACUUGCCUUGCUACCCAAUGGGUUCUUGGUGGUGUCAGAUAGCAUGCACCACUGCAUCAAGAUAUACCAGUACAAAUAAAUCAUUGUUUUAAACCAAAUGAAAGGUCCUGGCUGCUAAGUUUAUUGUACUAAACAUAAUUCUGAAUUAUGUUUUUCUAUCUAAAUAUUCGUUUUAGUUUUUGUUUAUAGUAUACGAUUCUGAUAUUAUUUA
Silurus meridionalis is the source of this 3142-nucleotide messenger RNA. RefSeq lists its product as uncharacterized. Gene Ontology annotation, biological process: proteasome-mediated ubiquitin-dependent protein catabolic process; protein polyubiquitination; negative regulation of translation. Gene Ontology annotation, molecular function: protein binding; ubiquitin protein ligase activity; translation repressor activity. The record is from RefSeq and is a predicted model, not a curated record. The transcript has 2 exons. NCBI's taxonomy places the organism in Eukaryota, Metazoa, Chordata, Actinopteri, Siluriformes, Siluridae. The coding region runs from base 386 to 3010 and encodes 874 amino acids.